AUGACGUCUGACAAAGACAAUAUGGAUGAUGACGAUACUGGCAAGAAGACAGACCGUACAAGUGUCGGUGACGACGAUGAUGACGAAGAGGAGGAGGAGGACGAAGAAAUGGAAAUGGAAGAAGUGUUUGAUGAAACGGAACGAGACGAGGAGGACUGGAUGACAGAAUCAGCUCCUGCUCGAAUGAGUCUCAACAAAAAUGGCGUCAGCGAAUUCACAAGAGAGAGAUUCCAAGAGCCAAAUGAGGAGGAAGUUGUAGACAACGCAACAGCCAAGGAAAAGAAGGAACCCGAAAGAACGGAAACCACCGCAGUAGAAAGGGCUGACAAUACAAAAAACCACAAGCUCUUCACCAUCAAAGGAACCACCCAAGAAGAAGGAGGAAGAUGA
This is a messenger RNA of Seminavis robusta, 390 nucleotides long. The record is from the annotation of a GenBank genome assembly. NCBI's taxonomy places the organism in Eukaryota, Bacillariophyta, Bacillariophyceae, Naviculales, Naviculaceae.